Molecule: messenger RNA, 567 nt
Organism: Linderina pennispora
Lineage: Eukaryota; Fungi; Kickxellomycota; Kickxellomycetes; Kickxellales; Kickxellaceae
Product: cytochrome c and c1 heme-lyase
Exons: 1
Biological process (GO): cytochrome c-heme linkage
Cellular component (GO): mitochondrion
Molecular function (GO): holocytochrome-c synthase activity
Source: RefSeq, a predicted model, not a curated record
GAGUGUCCUGUCGAUCACACACUCAACCCGUUGAACAUGAUGCCAGACCUUCCACAGACCAUGCACUCGUCACAGGCAGAGAGCCUGUCGACUGAACGCGAGCUGUCGUCGAUUCCGCGUGCGACAGACGACGACACUGUGUGGGAAUACCCGUCGCCGCAGCAAUUCUACAAUGCGCUGGCGCGCAAGGAUAUGGCGGCACCCGAGGAAUAUAUGGACAUCAUGGUUGAUAUCCACAACUUCUUGAACGAAGGCGCAUGGAACGAAGUGCUGAAGUGGGAGUCAAGGCACAAGGACCAGUGCAUGGCGCCGAAGCUGCUGCGGCUCCAGGGCCGCCCGCGCGAUCUCAGCCCGAUGGCCAGGUUCACGAGCUGGAUGCACGGAGUCAAGCCUUUUGACCGCCACGACUGGUAUGUUGAUCGCUGCGGCAAACAGGUGCGCUAUGUCAUCGACUACUACGAGGGUGCUCCCGAGAACGAUAUGCCCGUGUUCAACCUGGUUGUGCGGCCAGCUGUCGAUGACUUUGAAAGCUUGACGGACCGCUGUCGGGCACUGUGGCAGGACGCC